Strongylus vulgaris is the source of this 384-nucleotide messenger RNA. The record is from the annotation of a GenBank genome assembly. Lineage: Eukaryota; Metazoa; Nematoda; Chromadorea; Rhabditida; Strongylidae.
AUGCCUGGGAUAUUCUCGUGGAAGAAUCGAAUUCUUGGCAGAAAGACCCCGGAGCCGGAAAGAGCCGUGCAGGUUACGGUGCUAAGGGAUCCCGUCGACCGCGAACUACAUAACCACACCCCGAGACGGAGUGUGAGAUUCAACGAGUCUCGCAACGAAUUCAGUCAAUACAACGUGCCCGAUUGGCAGAACGACUAUGGAGAAGCCAGAGUGAUUGGAUCUGUUAGUCCGGCCAAUGUCUCCGGUGAGUUUGAGACUCCAACGCUAGUUGCUGUGACUGUCAGCGACGUAAUCCCCUUUCAUUGUUAUAAUCCUCUCGGAAUCCCGCAGUUGGCAAGGCUUGAUUUUGCUUGGUGCUCGGUUGUAAAUAGUGUGCUUAAAUAA